AUGGCCUCCAUUUCCCCAAUUCUCGUCUUCUCACUUCUCCUCUCCGCUUACCCCGUCCUCUCCGAUCAAUCCCCCUCGCAUUCGCCUUCUCUACCUCCGCAUCCAUCCUCCGACGAAAUCUCGCCGCCUCCUGCCUCCCUCUCCUCGCCUCCCGCGCCGCCGCCGCCAGAUCUCGGCUCACCAUCGCCUUCUCCCGCACCGAUUGCAGACAGCAAGCCCUAUGCGGCUGAUUUGGACAGCAAGGAAGACUCAACGGGCGGAAUGAGCGGAGGACAGAAAGCCGGCCUGGCAGUCGGAGUGAUCACCGGAGCUUUCGUAGUCGGCGCCGGAGUGGUGGUGUAUAAGAAGCGGCAGCAUAAUAUCCAGCGGUCGCAGUACGGGUACGCCGCCAGGAGAGAGAUUCUGUAG
Messenger RNA from Salvia hispanica, 408 nucleotides. RefSeq lists its product as uncharacterized. The record is from RefSeq and is a predicted model, not a curated record. NCBI's taxonomy places the organism in Eukaryota, Viridiplantae, Streptophyta, Magnoliopsida, Lamiales, Lamiaceae.